Messenger RNA from Pocillopora meandrina, 15630 nucleotides. NCBI's taxonomy places the organism in Eukaryota, Metazoa, Cnidaria, Anthozoa, Scleractinia, Pocilloporidae. The record is from the annotation of a GenBank genome assembly.
UAUACGAAAAAUCCCUUGCAAAACUCACUAACAAAUUCUUUGUCGUUGAUUUCUGAAGAACAAGAACGCGGUAAGUGGAUUUUAAAGAUUGCACCUGUUUGUAUCCUUCACUUAGCUUUUGUUGGCGAACAGUCUGACGAACGAGUUUAUUAUUCUCUCCUUUUAAAAAUCCCCUUAUCAUGUCAAACUAGGCCAUUCGCCAACUACUUUGACAGAAACCUCAAGACCAAAGCCGUCCAAAACUAUUACAUUUAAUGUCAAAGAGUGGACUUAAAAAACAAAAAAAAAAUUUUUUUUUUAAUUUUUUUUCACGCUUAUUGGUGACAAAGUUAGACAGAUUGGUUUGUUUUAUUUUUCCACCUACAGCCAAAUUUUUUACACUCCAUUAUGAAUGCCCAACUUAUAAUUGUUUGCAUACAUAUUUGUUCGCCUUUUCUUGGAGGGUUCUAUAUCUAACAGCUAGUAGUGCAAGGUCUUUAAUGAAUUAAAUUCCUAACAGUCAAAAUUUUUCACACAAGGUUUCAUCAAACUUCUUGAUAAUGUCCAACGAUUCCAAAAAUACCUCAUUUAUCUAAGUUGACACAAUGAUUGAACUUUCUCAAAGUUCACUUGUAAGCCUUCUACAAUGUUAAGAAUGUCUCUCUUACAGUUUCGCUCAACAAAGCAAACUCUCUACCUUCAAACACCUUUGUUAAAGCAGGUGUAUUACGCUAGGAAGACUUAACACUUACAGUUCAAAUGCCCAGCCCCUCCCAGGAAAAGUUGAAGGACGGGGGGAAGUUAAAGCUUGGAAUUGAUCGGCGAAUUAGUUUUCUGUCAUGUAUCGGCUAGUUCACUAAUUUGAGCCACAAUUUUAGCGAUAAAUGCAAUGUGCGUUCAUGACGUCCUCUUAUUGUAUUUAUUUUCUUUGAAAUCUAGUAAGUGACCACUCAUUACUCAUCACUUGUGGAAGCAAGGAACGGCGGAGGAUUUGUUUUUGCAGGGAUCACAUUGUUUUUAAUGGAAAGUGAGGGGGGGAAUCAGUCGUCGCCAAAAGAGUACUAAGGGGGUCUAUCGAAAAAUUUCUACCGAUUACCUGCCAAUGAGGGGAUCAUAAGAAUAUCACUGUGCCUUAUGGGGAGAUCAAGUAAAUUUAAUAGUGACACAACAAAAAUCCUCCAAACCCCCCCCCCUCCCCUUACUCCCGCUAACCAGGCGACAAAGAAUGACCGGUCGCUAAGGGCGCACAGACCGUGGUUUACGAGAGACUACCUUAAGUUGGGCUAACGCUCGAAACAGUAGCUUCAGAAACUCUUAACGGUGGCCAAUUUUCAUUAUCAACUCAGUUGAUAAAACCAAAUGAGCUUGUAAUACCCCCCACCGACACAGCAACACAUUUCUUUUAAAAACAUAUGCCAAGUGGUUCUGUCAAGACCAAUGACGUUUAGGGAGGGGUGUGAAAGUGAGAGGAGUAACAACAAAUGUUGAUCGCAAAAGCCUGGGUAAGAAGGAGGGGCAUUAUUAAAAAUGGCUUCCACGAAGGUGCUCGAACAGUGGGGAAGAAUACCAGUGGUUUGUUUACAUCUUUAAUUGCGUCGUUAAUUGCUCUCAAACUUUGCUCGGCUCUCAACAGGUAUGAACAAAGCAGAGUUUGCCGUUUGUCGAAUCAAAGAAAAGCUUCCUGGGAACCAGGGACUUGUACUAAAGGGAAGCGGUUGUGUUGUGCAUUGUGAAAGACUCGCAACUUCGUGGGGUUGGAAAUGCAAUUACUUUAUUGUUACCCCAAGUGUCGUGCUGAGUCGGGAAGACCUGGCGACGGACAAGAUGUUUAUCGCCGAAUUUUUAAAUAAGGAUAAACGAGGGCUGGAAACCUUUGAGUUGAAGCAAAUGGCCGAAGUUUGCAAAGAUCUUCCAGGAUGCAUCUUUGAUAAUGAUCUUGAUCGAGGUCACUCUCUUAGUUUUAUCUCUGUUGAACCACUAGAUAAGCGCGGGUUUCUUAAGAAAAUGGUGAAGAAAGGGAGUCUGCAAACAUAUCGUCCAUUAGAAUGCGCUGAUUUCUUCAGUAAAUCUCGACAAGAACUUGUUCUUGACGAAGGCCUGUACUGUCACGUCGUCCGAGAUCUAUUUAAUGAGUCAACAAACUCUCCAUUUUCGACCCAAACUUUUAAACUUGUUUGGGAGCCGCAGACGAGACUCUUCAGCAUACAGGACUUUGCUGGAUCAGCGAUAGGAUUUAAUGAAGGGGCAUUUCCAAUUGGGGCCGUAAUUUUCACUGGAAAGGGUGAAUUUGCUGGUGUUUUAGAAUUUGCCGACGGUUUCUUGUCUCCCGUAUUUUUGCCGGACUCGUCGAUGAUAGGUAAGUAGAAAGUUUAUCAUAACAUCAAUUAUUAAGUUGAUGUGACCCCACGUAUCAAUUUAUUUUGACAAUCCUAUGAAACAAUAAUGAUAUAAUAUAUUAAAGUUAUAUUUAAAGUCCCCUGAUGAAGGCACUAGACAGUUGUGUCGAAACAUUGGGUCUAUGAAUUGUAACUUCUUCUGUUACAUUCAUUAAAUCUGUAAACCAGAGUAGCAUCAAACCAUGUCUGAAUAAUUAUAUAGCCACACGUGCCACGCUAACCUACAAAUUCAUGGCUGAUAUUUCACCCUCCAACAAUUUGAACUAUUAAGUACAGGUAUCUCGUGAUGUUUCCGGUGGUUUUGUUCUGAUGUUGAUACUAGUAUUAAUUUCAAAAAUUUGCGUGUUCAUUAAACAAUUAAACAUGCGCCAAAUUAGUUGUAUUGCUUCAUACGCCUGAGAUUUGAUAUUCGAGAAUCUACUACGCAGGUUACGCUUCUAUUUAAUUUUUCCACCUCGUUGAUAUCGAUGCGGUGAUUUGGCAUUGUUAUAUUACUAAUUCUUUUCUAUUUGAUUAAAAUUAAGAAACGCCUCUCACUUUUAAGACUUGAUCCCUUAAUUAAUAUUUCAUAAAAUGUUUAAUUCUACCUGCUGAUUACUCAAAAUCUUUAUGAUUAUCUCUAGAGAAUAUUCAAAAUGGUGAUCCUGCUGUACCAAGUGAAGAAAAGAAUGCUGCAGAUGUGGAAUUGGAGCAUGAAAUUGCUGGAAAUGAAGUCUUGGUUGGUGAAAUCAGUCAGGACUCAGAAGUUUCAUCACAUGGUUUAUCAUAUGAAUCACAUGGUAAUAACAAUGAAUCAUUACCUUCAUUGGAACCAUUCAAACCUGGUACUGAAUCAUCAAUUCCUGUCAAGGUGGAUGCCCUUGACUCGAAUAAGACAAAGGAAGUAUUCCAACAAGAUCAAGCAUGUGCUUCUGUUAGUAAGAAAACAGAGGAGCUGGAAACUGGAAUUAUUUCAAAUCCUUUAGAUCACUCAAAUGACAAGGGAGAAGAUGAAUCAAAAUGUCAAGAUACUCUCAGGGAAGGGUCCAGCAAAGUGAAAGAUCUAGAUGAAAGCAAAAAUUUUAGUUCAGUAGAGAAACCAUUCUCUGGGACUGAAGAAGCCAAAAGAGCUGAUGUAACUGCAGAGGCUGUGGGGAUUGUGAAUGUGGUAUCUUGCCAUGGAAAUGAGAUUAUUACAAGCCACAAUGACAAUUUAGUGACGGUCAUUCAAGGUAUUUUUUUUUUAAUAUAAUUGUCUUUAAGAUAGCAAAAUUCUUCAGGUCUCAAAUAUUUACUACAAAGAAGUUGGGUCAAUCUCAGAGCACUUAUUUAUCCUCAGUUUUUAUACCAUGUUCAUAAUAUCUGAAGAUAUUUUUUGAAUUGUUGCAUUAAUUAUAACUGAUGGUCCUCUAGUAGAUUUAUUGGAACCAUUGCCUUAAAAUGUGAGGAGAUAUAAUUUAGAAAAAUAAAAAUUAGUGAAACAUAAUUCCUUGUGAACCAACAGACCAGUGAGAACUUGAUUCAUAGUGAAUCAAGGCAAUAACUUGUGUUAUUAUAUAACAAUAUGAUUUUUGUAGAAAUUUAUAAUCUUAAAAAAAUUUUUGAAGGAUUUUAGUACAUAUUUGCUCUUUUUUUUUUUUUUUAAUAAGUGGGUGGUGUCAUCCCUGUAGAAAAAGGAACCACUCAACAAGAGGAUACUUCUGAUAAGAUCAUCACAGAGAGUGAAUAUUUCUUACCAGAGACCAGCCCUUCAGAAAUGUCACCAGCUGAAAGCAAGGGUUUGUGUAAUGGAGAGCUAUCUGAUAUUCAAGAACCUAUGACUGAUUCUUCAGUAGAAAGCAAGGAAAGCUUUAUGAUAGACCAAGAACACUUUGAAACUUCAGAUCCCAAUGAACAUGUCCAUAUAGAAAGUGACCAUGUUGCUUUGGAAGGCUCAAUACCUCUUGAUACAAAGGUUAAAACUGAGUCAAUUGAGAGGCAAGACUUGGAAAUCAGUGAUACAGAGGUGGAAACUCUUGAUAAUGAGGAUUCCACUGUUUCAUCUGAGAGUAAGAGUGAUACACCCGACAGAAGUGAAAUUUCCUCUCAGGUCAUUGCACCAGUUGAUCUUGUCACGAGUGAAACCAGGGAUAGUGGUCAUUUGAGAGAGUAUGAAGCUGAGAACAUCAAUCAAGAAAAUUCUUCCACUGAACAUUCUCUGGUAUCAGAAGUAAUGGAAGGAACUGAUGUCAAAGACAUUAAAAUGGUGCAGUUAGACACAGGUAGAGGUGAUAAACAUUCUGAGAAUGCAUGUACACCCAGUGAUCAUCUUGAUGCCUCUUUGACUCUUCAAGGAACUGAUCCAGAGGAUAACACAGUUGUUGUUGGCAGUGAUCAUGAUGAACAAUCUGAAAUAGAAAUAAAAAAAUUUUCUCCAGGCUUGGAUGAAAAUCAGGUAAUUAUAACACAGCAAGACUUUUUCAGUGUGACUGGUGAAGCAGUUAUUGCUGAGGGAAAUGAGUAUCAUUGUCAUCACAGCAAUAAGCAUGAAUUACUCUCAGAAACAAUGUCAAAAGAGGAGUCUCCAGGGUACAUUAGAGAAACAGAGGUUGAUCAGCAUUCUCAGGUAGAAAAUCUGUCUUCAAAUGUGGUUGCCAUGGAGAAGAAAGCAGAUGGACAGGGUGUGCAAGCUGUGCCACAACCAUCCAUCAAUUUUGAUCAAAAGGAGGGUGAAGAUGAAUCUGUGGAAAACUCUUUAGGAGAAGUUGCUGUUUUGCAAAGAGUUGAUGCAGGUGAGAAGUUCUUUUCUUGUAUACACCUUGCUUUUACACUGUCCUACAAAUCAAAAACUUCUAUCUCACACCAGCUGUCUAAUUUCAAGUUCAAAUGAUACGUCGAUGUUGAAGGUAAAUGACUUGAAUUAAAAAUGACUUCCAACUAUUGAUCGAUUUCCCUAUGUAAGGACUCAGUUAAAUGAAAUGUCACAAGAACAAAAUAAACUAUUUCAAUAUGGUUUUUAUCAGAAAUUCUUUGUGAGUUACAACAGAGCUCUGUAUCCAAUGGUUGUCAUUGCCUGUUACAGUUGAUAUGGAUGAGCUUAUUUCUGUUACAAUAAUGACUGUCAUGUGACUUGUCAAGGUCAUUCCUUUAACUUAUAAGGGUGAUUGGCAUCCAAUUUCUCCUUAAAGUAUCACUGCUGAAUCAAACAGCAAGGUCUUGAGAAUAAAGGGAAAUGAUCACCAACUAGAGAAGUUCACGAUAGGUUAACAAAUUCUCCUUGUCAGCACCAUAGGAAAUGUAAAGAGAACAGUAUGGAGAAUAUGGAUACCCAUGUAAGGUGCAAAGGAUUAAGCUGUAAAUUUGGUGUUUUUUUAUGUUGAGUGGUCAAAGAAGACUGGUGCUGUAAAGUCUAAUGACUGCCCUGUUGCCGAGAAGGCAAUCCCAAGCUGGAAAACGGACCCACUUUGUUCCCUUGCAAGCAAAUCAGAAUAACCAUUUUUUGCAUCAUAUUUCCUGCUUAAAGAGGCAGCCAGACUUGUAAUCAGAAAGUACUGACAAUGCAAAAAUAGGCUUUGUGGGUCAAUGUUAUAGCUGUCAAAUUUAAGUGUCACCAAAUUGUUACAUUAUAUUGCAAUCAAUUUUUUAUUUUAGAUUCUCUCCUUACUGAGACCAUCACAAAUAAUCCUCUUAUUCUUGGAGACCUCGGUAAAUGUCUGGAUACAGAGUACCAAUAUGGGAAAGUUCCUUGUUGGAGAGACCUGGCUAAAUUAUUGGGUGUACCUCCAGAAGCCUACGAACACUGUGGUACCUUCUCAGCUACAAGUCCAACUGAGGACUUGUUUGUGUUCCUAACAGCAACAAAACCUCAACUUACUAUUGACGAUGUUAAGGAGGCUCUGAAAGAAAUUGGCAGAUGUGAUGUGGCUCAUUAUCUAGACAGAAAAAUUGCAGGUGUUUCAAGCAAUUCAGUGAAUUUGUUUCUUAGAAAUGCAAAGAGCAAUAGGCACAGAAAAUACCUUGAGCUAGAGGGCCAAAAUAGAGUCCUGAUCCUGUCUCAUGCAUAAAUUUUUAAAAAAUUUAUUUCACAUGUACCUUAGACAGUAUUUGAAAAGUCACAAAUGUUGAAAGGAAAACUUCAAAUCUCAUUUCACCUUACCUUUCUGUAAAAUUCACUCUAGGCUGAAUCAGGCAUCAUGUAUAAAUGCUUUGCCAGCCUCUUCUAGUAAUUUAACAUUAUUCUCAUUUGUAAUAAUUUUUUCCUUUACCAAAAAUGAAUACAUGACUGAUUCUGUUAAUAAACUUAUUUAGUAUGUUUAUUUCUCAAUCAGCUGGACUCAUCAGUCAGGAAAGUGUAGUUGCCAGUCUUGUUGAAAAAGAUGACACAGGAAUUCUUGGUCAUAUGGCUCUGAAACUUGACAUGAAAAGCAGAAAGGAUUGGAAAGGUCUAGCACUACAACUGAAUGUACCCCAUUGUGUGUUACGAAACCUUGGAUCUCACCAGAAGCAUAAUUCAUCUUUAAUGUUGUUAAAGUACAUUCCCAUAUUUGAUCCUGAGAUGACAUUAGCACAUCUGAAAAACUGCUUGAUAUCCAUUGGUAGACAGGAUGUUGGUCUAAUCUUUGACAAGGGUGGAAUUCCAGGUAGCAUAAGUUUGUUCAUUAUUUCAAUUUGUGUUAUUACAUGGCUGGAAACUUAUCUUUGGUAAUGUUUGCAGUCAGGGCAGAUUACAUUUAGUUUGUACUUGUUUCCCAAGGUUGUCCAACUUGUCACAUGAAGAAAAAUCUCAGCCUUGUCUUUUCAUGCUGUUUAAAUUCUGCCUUUCUAAGGUUUUCUUUGAUAACCUCCUUUUCUUUACAGUCAAUUAAAAAACAUUUAGUUUAUUACUAACAGCAGUAUCAUGACUAUGAGUAGUAGGUAUCUCAUGUAAUUAUUGUUACUUGAACAAGAGUCAUUUUCUAUUUAUGGAGAGGGAUCUUUAGGUGCAAUUUGCACAUCACAAGAGCUUUGAGAAUUAAUUUUUCAUUUUUGAGAUACUUUGUCUGUAACAGUGGGUGCUUUUUAUUCACUAAAUGAUACAUCUUUGUCUGUUUCAACAUUAUGUCACAAGGAAAUUUUAAAAAAAACUUAUUUGGGGACUGGCUGUUUAUAUUUCAACAAGGAGAUUCUUUCUUUGUCUUUCAGGAGAUGAGCUAGUUAAAAAUAUUCUGGAUGACUCAGAGCUGCUUGAUCAAAUAACAGACCUGCUGAAUGAAGACCCUCCUCAUCCCCAUUGGAGACACCUCGCAAAGGAGCUGAAAAUUCCUCAGGAAAAAUGUCAAAUAUUUGAACCCACAGAAGAUGUCAACAGCCCAACUAAAUUGCUGUUUAAAAGUAUUGAGAGAUGCGAGCCAGAUUUGACAUUUGAGGAGCUUGUUCUAGCACUUGUUGCAAUGAAAAGACAGGAUGUCUUAGAUGUCCUCUUAACAUAUUUUUCAAGUGAGUUGAUAUUUUCCCCCACCAGAUAGAAUGAAGAUAGUCAACCUUAUUAAGUUAUCUUAUAAUUUUACUUAUAAGUAAUAUUUUUUUCAUUGUUUGGGCCUGAUCAGUAAUUGAUCAUACAUUAUGUUGAAAUCAUGGUAAAGGUGAGGCCAAUCAGCUCUGGGGUUAGAUGUUUGCAGAUUAACGCACCAGUUUGGAUCUUGGGAAGCAUAUUCCAAUUAUUGUAACAGUCAGUUUUCUUUAACCAUGAGUCUUUUUUUUUGUAGGUGAUGAUGUUGACCAGAUACUGGAAGAAAACAAUCUUCUUGAACCCCUAGAGGAUAUCCCAGAAGAAAUUGAAAGUUAGAGAGAGAGAUCAACUGUUUGUUAAGGAGGAAACAGUGGAGCAAUGAAAUUAUUAUAAAAUAUUGACUUGAUUCUGUUAGUUUUCUCCUAAAUCUCCCAUUUCGAAAUGAACCAAAUGGAUAAACAUCUAAAGGCCCUACUCAAGGGAUUAACAGUUUGGGGGGGCUCUAAGGUGAGAGGGUGGGUGUGGAGGGGGGGAAGAGAAGUCACAAGGUACUGUGCAUUCACAGUCAGUUAAGAUGUGUAAUGCAUGUACAUGGUUAAGAGUGGGUUGAAUCAGGGUUAACCAGUCAUGAGUUAUCUUUCCAAUUUUUGGGUAAUCGGGGACUGCACCGACUUUACUGUGCUAUCGUCUGUGACAGGUUCACAGUUAAAAUUGGCUUGAUAAUUGCAUUAUUCACAUGUCAUUUGAUUGGGUUACUAGAUUCCUAAGAUAUAAUGUUAAUAUAAAGGCUCUGGUGACUUGAGGUAUCUCUAGUUAUAGGUACAAAUGUAAAACCAUUGUUUAUACUUAAGACUGUGUAUUUUUGUAGGAUAUGACAUAUUUUGAUUAAUAUACUAUUUAUAAAGUUCUAAUGUAUACUGGUAUCAUGUCAGUUAUCUUGUACAUUAGAUGGUAGCUUAGUGAGAAUAGUUACUUUAUGUUGACUGUGAGGUAAAUCCCAGUUUUGCUGGGUGUAUGAAUAUUCAGGUGUAAUAUUAUUUAUGUAUCCUAAAUGUGCAAAAAAUACUUGCUUUAAAGUCAUUUAUACAUUGAUGACUUAUCCAUUUGAAGUGGCAGUAAUUCACUCCACAUUAAUUGCAUGUUUAGCUGAAAAGUUUAAGAGCAGAUUGGCUUUUCAUAUAUAAUAUUGGAAGAAAUAUAUUGUCUUAAUACUUUAGAGAAAAAAUGUUUUGACUUUUGUUGGGGGAACAUAUUGUUCAGUUUAAAUGAAAACUUAAUUUGAAUUAUUUCCACCAUCCAACUCCAAAGGAUGAAAGCAAAAGAGUAGUUGUUGUUAUUUUUGCCAACAUGGCAUGCAGUGAAGGUACUUAAUUAAUUAUUUUUUUCUUUCAAGAACUAUGAUGUUUAGAAUUGAACAUUUUGAAAGCAAAGUUUCAUUGGAUCAAAUACAUGUGAUUACAAGGGUAGCAUUGGAUGGAUGCACCAUGUAAUUUGAAUGAAUUUUCUCUAACUAUUCAGUAUCUUCUGCUUCUAUUGUAAAAGUGCGAAUGCUUUUCCUUACAAGGGAUCCAGAAAUGGUUAUGAAAACUUUGUUUCCCUUAUAACCAAAGGUCUAAAAUAUUUUUAGAAACUAGCUUUUCUACCUCUUACAACAAAUGCAUUUUUUGUGGUGAGCUGUUCAUGAGUGUAAAUGAUUAGUCUUUAAUUUUCUGCUUAUAGAAAAGUAUAUAAUUCUUUAAAAAUAUUUUGUGAGGUAGCAAUGUAUCUUAGCAUAUACCAUAUAUACAACAUAAAAGGAUUAGUUUUGAUAAUUAGUUAACGAUCAGUUAUUCCUGAAUCAAUAGCAAGCUUUUGUAUAAUCAGAACAGUGUACCAAGGCUGAAGCAUGUCGUUCUUUUCAAAGAAUGAUCACUUAUUAACAUCUGCUAAUGCAAAUUCAGAAGGUGUAGCGUUAUUUCUUAUUCCUAACUGAAAUUUCGUGUUCAAAUUUGAAAUAGAUAUAAUCGCGCUAUCUCAGUCUACGAGAUACUAAGCAUGUUCUCCAUUUUUCACCUUUUUGACGACUCCAAGUGAUUACUGCCAUGAAGCAGAAUCAAUCAAAAUUUAGCAGAGUCCAAAGUCGAAGUCAUGUAUUUAGUAAAGUUUCUUAUUUUCUGCAUUCUUUCUUUUCCUUCGUAAGAGACAGCCAAAGUCCAGGCUUGAGUUGUUAGCUUGGUAAUCUCUGUUUCGCAGAGCAGAAAUUGGUUUUACGUAAAACAGGGGUUUCAUUUACAGAAUUAACUUUUCCUCUUAAACUUCAAGGACUUCAGUGUUGAGUUGACAUUUGUCAAUUGACUUUUUUGUGGCAUUUUCCACGAAAUAACGGCCGAGUUUUCAAACUUAAACUAACUUUUAUUGUGAUCGAUAUUCUUUAUUUGGUAGUUAAUACCAAACGAAUAGAAAUUGUUACUUAUUCCAUUUACAUGUAAUAUGUUAAGACGUGGAACUUGCAUACUAUGCUCGUAAAUCUCGCUUUCGUAGCUAAUGUUACUGUGAAGAACACACUUACAAUAUGUUCCGUAAGUAAUAGGUACUUGUGUUUGGAAGCAUAGUGGAAAACAUAAAAUCAAGUUAGCCUGGAGAUUUUUCUUUUCAAAUAAGUAUGAUAGUCAAAUGUUUUUUCCUUAAUGAAAAUUUUCCAAUUCAUUAGUGGAUUACCCCCCCUCCUCCCUUUCCCUCAAUAGGGAGCUUAAGCAUCGACGUCUUAGAGAGGCGGACGGCGGCUGGAAGGUUAAAGUUCUUAAUUCUGGUCCUAAUACGCCUUUUUGGUCGGAACAGUUUGGUUUAAAAUGCGAUAACGAAGACCUCGUGAUCGAUAUAUUAAUGUUAAGGUGCAUCAGAGUUAGUUUUAUUCUUCUUCCGGUUACCGUCCGCGCUUUAAAGCGUCUCUUCACAAGUUCCCUUUUGCCUCACUGUAAGACCGAGAUGUUUCAUCCUGUGGUCUGAUCGUCCAGGUGGGAGCAGUCCGAAAAAAGCAUUCUUAUCGACAACUUUUAUUAGCCGAAGUGAUAAUCAGGGUCUGUGCUGUGACUAUGACGUGCCUAAGGGUUGUCGAAGCGUCAAUCACUAUUACCGACCAGGGUACUUUUCAGGAGUACAAUCAUCUCGCUGCUGCCUUAAGUUAUUCUUUACAGCUUUCGAUCCCCCCCCCCCCCUUCCUCUCUGCCUCCUCCUACAACGAUUGGUACUGAUUCACCUUUGAUCUUGACUGAAAUCGUGCUCCACUGGAACAAGCAGAUUUAGGUUGAGUAUUAAUUUCGUUUAUUCAGUAGGCGAGAGGGACUGCCCUCUCUGGGAAUUUUAAUUGUGGAACAGAAAGAAAGAGGUGCCAAAAGGAAACGCUCAAACUCUUGUUGCAGACGCCGAGUGGUACAAUGAAGACAAACUAUGCUGGUCGUUAGUCCAAAUGCUUUCCUCCAAAUAAGUACAUAUUUCCUUUGCUUGUUGAGAUAUUUUUGUGUUAGUUGUUAGGUUAUUGUUUUGUGUGGUUAGCAUCUAAGUUUUGAACUCUUAACAAAUCACUAAAGCCGACCUUUUCUAAAUACUUUCGAGUUGGUCGUCGCUGAUAUCUUCCUGGUAGAGAAGAGGUCUCCAUUCAGUCUCAAUAGGAAGGUUGUCUAUAGGUAAAUUUCAUUAAGUUUACCUUUUGUCAAAUGGCAGAUUUUUCAGGAUUCAGCUGGUUCAGUUUGUAAUCGUAGUUCAGUUUAAGACCGUUUUUACGUUUCUCCCACUUAAAAAUUGGAACGCGGUGCACAACUAGUUUAACCAACACAACCAGUUUGACGUAUUCGUCGUAAAAAGGAAAAACGGGGUUACAUUCGAUUUAUUUGAUUUUACUUAAUCCGAAUAUUUCUUCCCACGGCAUAAUUAAACCGUCAGGGUAAUGUCCAAAAUCACUCAUUCAUGAAAGUUCUUUCACAUACUGAACAGUAAAACUAUACGAGGAACUGGGCAGGAGCCCAUCUCUUUUAUGAUUGGCUAUUAUAUAAACACCCGCGAAAAACCUCGUGGGAGGUGCUUCUAAAAGUCAAAAGAUACGGGACAGGGUUGACUCAGAGGGUAAGUAUCAAAGAUGGAAGCUCCGGAUAAUGGGCUCCUCUCAUGGGUUGAAAUCCCGUACAGGCCUGACUCUUUUUCAGGCCUUAUUUUCACUACUGCUUAAGAAAUGUUCAAUACUGCGAAGUUCGCUUUCAUGUUCAUACAGCACUUUAUAUGGUGCUCAUUACAGGUGGGGGAUAGCUCAGAGAAAAUGAAAACUCACAAAUUGGCUUGUUGUGCAAGAUGAUUGGCGUGGAAGAGAAUCAGGAUUACACGCGAGCGAGGAUACACGCGAGAUUCCCACGCUUGUCGUUGGGGUCUGGGUUCUAAAACAACAGUGGGUAGUCAAGCAGGCAGUCAAGUAUGUGAAGUUUUCCCGUUUCCUCUAAGUUUGAUUAAUUUUUCCAGAGAGAUGGAUGAAGCUGACCGCAGGAAAGAAGCUCACUUGGCAAGAAAAAUUGAACUUGAAAGACAGCGUGAAGAAAUUCUUCGUGAAAGGGAGAGACUUCUUUCUCUGAAGAGUGAAAUUGGUGCAAGAGAUACGAACUCUUCAAGAAAUAGCUCAACGCGUUCGUCUACAUUGAGUGUACAGAUUAAGAAAACGAAAAACAAAAUUCCAGAGUUUGAAAGAAAAGUUCAAACGCUUAGAAAGGAAAACCAAGCUAGAACUGAUUUAUUGAGAAAACCUUACGAUGGAGAAAUGGGAAUCGGUACGUACGAACCCUGGCAGUUGGAGGAUUUCUAUUUCGUUCGUGAGUUUGUACGAUCAUGGGUCGACGAGGUUUUGGAUUUUAUCGUUCCAGAACGCCCACGAGUAAAACCUGACUAUGAUACAGCAGGUAUUGCUGAAGGGUUUUUCGAAGAACUUGAUGUUGAAAGGAAACACGAUGAAAUUCUUCAGGUGAGCCUCGACAUUGAACAGGGCAUUUUGGCAGAUGUCAUUUACCAGAUUGCCAAGGAAACAGCUGCUGAAUUGGUGGCUUUUGAGGUUCAAACUAGGACCAUGCUAGAUAGAAUCAUACUGGAUUCUUUUGAUCCUCGCUCUCAAUCAGCUGAUCAGAGAAAGAUUUCCCUACUGAACAAUGCUUUGUCUCAGUUCAAAAAGGAAGCCCUGAAGAAAAGAGAGGUUUGGUCUCACAGUCAAUCAUUUCACAGAGAUGAGAAUGUAAAUGAUACUUCUGUGAUAGUUGAUGAAGAAGAAGAUACUUUUGAUGGAACUGUGCUACAUUUUCAUGACAUCACACCUUUCAGUGAUGUACCUGAUGCUAAUCUCCCUCCAGAGCAAGUUGACUUUCAAAAUAAAGAAUCAGAGUUUUGGAUGGGGAACACUGUUGACCUGUGCACACUGCCUUUACCAAGACGUUAUAGAGGUGUCUCUUGUACUGCAUUGUCUCCUGAUAACAGCCUUAUUGCUCUGGGAACAGUUCAAGGAGACAUUGUGAUCUGGGAUUUAGCUACCUUUCCACCACGCAUAUUGAGAAGCAGCCGUGGUAAUAACUCUGCUGUUGUUCAACUUCACUGGAGUUUUGACUCUUCACAAGUGGUUAGUCUAAAUGAUUAUGGUGCCAUCACACUAUGGUCGCUUGGCAACACGAUAUCCAUACCUUACGAAGUGAAAUCAUUUGAGCCUUUGGAGGUUAAUAUUGGUUUUAAACCUUCUGCUCUAAUUCCAUUGUUGACUCUAGAGCGAAGAGACUUUCUGUUCACAAAAGGACCAUUUUCAGAUUCCAGAGAUUUAUCAAGUGAAGUAACGACAGUAGCUUUUCAUCCUUCAGCAACACUUCUGGGAAGGCAAGCAUUUUUGAUGGUGGGGUUCAGUAAUGGGAACAUUUUGAAGCUUAGAUUCAACAAAAUGGUGUCAAUCAUGUCCUUUCCACAGGUUCAACCAGCCAAUGGUAUAACACAUAAGAUUGGUAAAGAUGUUGAUGCUGAACUAUUUAAAGAACAUUGUCACAAGAUUGUGCUUAUAACAUUUGUGAACAACAUUUUACCUAUGGUAACUGUUGAUGAAAAAGGAUUUAUGAACAUAUGGGAAUACUCCAGUGAAUGCUUAACUGGAUUUGGCUGGUUUGUUCCCAGCACUAAGUACAGGCUGAACAUGGUGGAGAUGACAUACGAGCCUGUUCUUGGAACACAGGAGAAAGAAGAAUUCACAGAUGAAGUGAAAGGUCCAAAGCAUAAACACCAUCGUUUGAGGUAAAAGUGUUUCCUGUCUCAGGCUGAAGUUUUUACUUUAAGCCUGUUUGUUCAAAGGAUGGAUAACACUAUCCAAUGGAUGAAUUGCUAUCCAGCAGAUAAAUAUUAACAAAUGAUACUGUGCUAUCCAACCAGAUAGAGAAUUACUGGUAUCCAGUGGAUAGUGUUAUUGACCCUCUCUUGAUAUAGACACAUGUCUGGCAUGUGUGUGCACCAAAAAUUACAGGUGAUUUGUUUGAUAUACCACUGAAUACUUCUAUAAAAUGUUGUAUGUUAUCUACAAUAUAGUGAUUGCCUGUAAUACAGUCACUAUUGGUGAUGUGGGCUGAGUGAAAAUGAAAAAGUACACCAUGUUUUACUGAAAAAUGAAGAAAUGUUCAUUUACUUAGCAUAAAUUUAUUAGGACAUUUUGGUUAUUAUCAUUCAAAUUUUUGAGCAUGCCAAGUUUAAAUAAUUUUUAAUUUUUUUUUUAGGCAGAAAAUGGUUCAAAAUCGUAUAAAGACACAGAAGUACAUCAAUUCUCUUCGUCUGGAAAAACCAUGGCAGACUCAAGAGAAGGACAACAAGGUUACCAAAAUAUUUGCACCAAAAAAUGUUCCUGAAUCAGGAUCAACUUUCCACCAUGUGACUUAUUAUCAGAGGUCAGGCCAGUUGGCAUCUUAUGUCACCAAGGUUUACAAGCCAUUGCAAAUUCCAUGUUCAAAGUUCAUCUUAUCCAAACAAAACUUUGCAGGCACCAGACUUGUGUUCAUGCUUCUGUUUCCAGUGGUAGAACCAAAGGAAGCCCAUGUUUCUCUGGUUAUCAUCAAUCUUGAACCAACAGUGUCUGUUAGUAAGAAUUACAUGCACAUUGCUCUGGACAAAGAUGAUUAUGAAAGAUGUCUUUCUGGAAGUACCUGCUCUUUUGGAAUCUCUCAUGCUAUAGAUGCCACAGGAAGUGAGUACAUUGUGGCAAAUGUGAAUGGAAAUUUAUUUGCAGUUUCCAUGACAACAGGAAAUGAAGUUAUGGCAGAAACUCAGGAGGGAUGGGUGGGUUGCCAUCUUAGUCUCAAGAAAGGUCAAGUACCUCCAACUUCCAAGGUAGAAGUUGCUAGCACAUCCAAAGGUCUCCAAGUGUUGUUGUAUACCCACACACUAAAUUCUGCAGUUUUACUGCAGGUGAGAGAUGAGAACACCCAAGAGCAACGUAAACAAACAUGGAUUGCUUUCCAGCAGUGGAUACAUGUUGGCACUAAGAAUACUGAAUGUGUUCCAGUCACUUUGCACACAAUAAGGAAACAUGAUUGGACCUUUGAGGGACACUCAGAUGUGUACAUUCAGUGUUUCAUGGAGUCUUUGGUUCUUGACUUGAUUGAUGACGCAGUCCAAAUAGCUGAGGGUUCAUUUACCAGUGAACAACAACAAAGGUUUCAUGCUGAAAACUUUCAGAUUCCAUUUUUGAGAAAGAGUUUUCAGGAAACACCACAAGAUGCUGACCAAGGGAACAUGUCUUCCUGGCAUGACAGGCAGUCAGUGGUGUCAACACUGUGGGAAUAG